Epinephelus lanceolatus (giant grouper) is the source of this 1907-nucleotide messenger RNA. RefSeq names its product dynein regulatory complex protein 1-like. Gene Ontology annotation, biological process: regulation of cilium movement; axonemal dynein complex assembly; cilium-dependent cell motility. NCBI's taxonomy places the organism in Eukaryota, Metazoa, Chordata, Actinopteri, Perciformes, Serranidae. Gene Ontology annotation, cellular component: axonemal dynein complex; axoneme. The record is from RefSeq and is a predicted model, not a curated record.
CUCCUGUGUUUGUGUCUCAGUGUUUUAACAGAGGCAGUUUACACAUGAACAUCUGUUGAUCCGGAUCCAGGAGAGAGAUCUGAACCCUCCGUGAGGCCAAGAGAGACUCGAGGAUGAUGGACACGCAGGAGGAUUUAGUGACCAACGUCCAAACUGCAGUGGACGCCAAAGAGUCAAAGCGAAGGAGCGAGCUGGAGGAAGCUCAAAGAAUCAGACUGAAGCAGGAGGAGGAGGACGCAAAAUACUGCCAUAAAAUAUUUGGGGAGUUGGACACAAUGCGGGGGUCGAGAGCUCGGGGGGAGAUGAGUCAGGAGCAGCUGGACGCCCUGAACAGCCAGUUACUGUUAUGUAUCACUGUCAUGGAGGACAAGAAAAAACACCUGCAACAGAGGCUGAAUGAAGUCAAUGAUCUCUACGUGAAGGAGCUGAGGGAGCAGGAGGAGGAGUUGGACCUGAUGAGGAAGACGAUGGAGGAGCAGGAUAAAACCCUGAAAGAGACCUACAGGAAGAAGAUGGCCGAGGCUGAGAAAAUGUUUCAGGAGGAAUUUGAAGAAACGCUCAGAAAAGACAUGGUUGAAUGGGAGCAACGAAAAAUCACUGGGGACGAACUGUCGGAGAUGCUGAAGGAGAGGAGUAAGAAGGCAGAGGAGGUGUCUGACGCCAUGAUUAAGAGCAUGAUGAAUGACCUGAAGAUCGAGGAAGGACAGAUUGGAAUACUUCAGGCUCAGGAGACAGAGAAACAACACCAAGACAGCAAGAAGGAAACCAGCCCCACCAUCCCAUUGCUGAAGAGAGGGGCCAAAAAUAAUGGAAGGAUCUCCAGAAUGCAGACAGUGACACCAAGUCGAAAUGCAAAGUGUUCCACUCAGGAUAAACCGUCUACAAAGGCGAGCCAGAUGUCUGAGGAACUCAAACGCUGCAUCGAGCGAAAGGAACGCUUAGAAAAGCAAAUCAAGCACUUUGCAGUCACCAAUGCCAAAAAAUACAGGGACGUGCGUCGAAUGGCUGAAAAAGAGGUGAAGGAACUAGCGGAGAGGGCUUUGGCCAUGGACUCACUGAUCUGCCAACAGGUCCUGGGUUUAGCCUGGGAGCGCCCUCCUGUGGAGCUGAUGGAGCCCAUCCAGCCCAAGAAACACCAGCUGUCUCUCAGCGGACAGACUUCAGAGUGUAGUCAGAGCACGGACAUGGACGGGACAGCGGUGCAGACAGAGGUGGAGGAAGUCACACUGUCGAUGGAGACAGUGAGGAAUGUGAUGGAGCUGCUGUGUGACAAGGCGGGUGUCCUGAUAAACGACAAACUCCUGAACCUGGUGGUUCCCGAGCAGAAGGACAGUCCGACCGUAGUGAAGCUGCGCUCUCUUCUUUGUUCUUUUGGCAUUGAAGAGAACGAUGUGCCCAAGUUGGCUCUUUUCUUAUUAGAUCACAGUGAACGUCAGCGGAGAUCUCAGACUGAGGAGACCACGUCAAUGACUCAUUUGACCUCUCAACUCCAAAGUGCUCUAAAAAGUUUCCUCCAGGACCACCUGAGGUCCAGAGCUGAGAGCUCAGCAUGCCAACAUCAGAGUCUUCAUCUAAAACUCUGGGACGAUCCUUCAGAGGAUAAAACCUACUGGGACAGAAUGGCCACCAUCAUCUCUGAGGACACACUGCAACUCUGGGAUGACACGGAGAAUGCACUUAGGCAGUACCAUUGUAUCCUGACCGACAUCUCUGAGCUCAACGCUGACAAUGACCGUCUGCAGAAGGAGAACACAGACCUGCGGAGUCAGCUGGGAGCCAUAAAAGCCACACGAAAUGCUGGAACCCACCCUCCGCUUUGACUCAGCAGUCUAUGGACAGCGUGUGGAGUCAUCAGUUUGUAGCCCAUCUGCUUCAAGGUUGGACAAGGUGUUGUUGCUUCAGAGAUG